Molecule: messenger RNA, 1669 nt
Organism: Momordica charantia (bitter melon)
Lineage: Eukaryota; Viridiplantae; Streptophyta; Magnoliopsida; Cucurbitales; Cucurbitaceae
Source: RefSeq, a predicted model, not a curated record
AUCCCUUUCUCUCUCUCUCUCUCUCUCUCUCUCUCUCUCUCUCUUCUUCACGCUCUUGUCAUGGCGAACGAGCGAGAUCUGUUAUCCACGGAGAUCGUCAACCGCGGCAUCGAAUCCUCCGGCCCCAACGCCGGCUCCCUCACCUUCUCCGUCAGAGUCCGCCGCCGCCUGCCGGAUUUUCUCCAGUCGGUGAAUCUCAAAUACGUCAAAUUAGGGUACCGUUACCUGAUCAACCACGGCAUUUACCUGGCCACCGUGCCGGUGCUGGUGCUGGUGUUCAGCGCGGAGGUCGGAAGCCUGAGCCGGGAGGAGCUAUGGCGGAAGCUGUGGGAGGACGCGCGAUACGAUCUGGCCACCGUUCUCUCGUUCUUCGCCGUCUUCGUCUUCACUCUCUCCGUUUACUUCAUGUCGCGCCCUAGAUCUAUCUAUCUUCUUGAUUUUGCAUGCUUCCGCCCUUCCGAUGACUUCAAGGUAUCGAAGGAGGAAUUCAUAGAAGUAGCAAGAAAAUCAGGGAAAUUCGACGAGGGAAGCCUAGAGUUCAAGAGGAGGAUUCUAGAAUCAUCGGGAAUCGGCGAUGAAACCUACAUUCCAAAAUCGGUGAUCGCCUCCGCCGACAACUGCGCCACCAUGAAGGAGGGCCGGGCGGAGGCGUCCGCCGUCAUGUUCGGCGCUCUCGACGAGCUCUUCGAGAAGACUCGGAUUCGCCCAAAGGACGUCGGAGUUCUGGUCGUCAAUUGCUCCAUCUUCAAUCCGACGCCGUCGCUCUCCGCCAUGAUAAUCAACCACUACAAGAUGAGGGGAAAUAUUCUGAGUUGUGGGUGGUGGCAAAUGGCAUGCAGGUGCGUGUACCAGGAAGAAGACGAACAAGGAUUCAAAGGCCUAAAAGUCAGCAAAGACCUGAUGGAAAUCGGCGGCGAAGCUCUCAAAACCAACAUCACCACACUCGGUCCUCUGGUCCUACCCUUCUCCGAGCAGCUCCUCUUCUUCGCCACCCUGGUCUGGCGCCAAUUCUUCUCCUCCUCCUCCGGCAGCGGAGGCGGCCUGAACCCGUCAAAGAAGCCAUACAUUCCAGACUACAAGCAAGCAUUCGAGCACUUCUGCGUCCACGCAGCCAGCGAGGGUGUGCUGAAGGAGCUGCAGAGGAACCUAGAGCUGAGCGACAGGAACAUGGAGGCCUCCAGAAUGACGCUGCACCGGUUCGGCAACACGUCGAGCAGCAGCAUAUGGUACGAGCUGGCUUAUUUGGAGGCCAAAGACAGGGUCAAUACUGGAGAUCGGAUUUGGCAGCUGGCCUUUGGGUCUGGCUUCAAGUGCAAUAGCUUGGUUUGGCGCUCCAUGCGGCGUAACCGCAAGCCAGCCACCAGCCCAUGGCUCGACUGCGUCGACAGAUACCCGAUUCCCUUCUGAGCAUUCUCACAACCCCAUGAAGGCUUGUUUGUUAAAGAACUAAAGUUCUAUAGUCAACUUAGAUUUUGCUAAUUAAGGAAGUAAACACUUUCUAUCUGUUUGCAAGCUGUUACAUUUGCGUUCUAUAAUAUAAAGGUGUCUUUGUGUUUCCAUUGUCAACAAGUUCGGAUUGGAUAUCUGGUUUUUGCUUGGUUAGUUAUCACAUUUUCGAACUGGAUGUAAUUCUUCAAUGGUUAUGAGAUUGGGAACUCCUUUUUUUGUA